GCUGCGGGGUGAACAACCGUCCUAUUGGUGGGUAAGCCAAAAGGCCGCCUAAGCUCGUGAGCGAUUGGUAGGAUUUUGUGGACGCUCGACGAUUUGAGUUGUUUUUUCGGUUGCAUUGUCGGAUUCCCAGGUUUAGCGCUUGGUGCAAAUAAGACAGGAUGAACUUUACUCCGACACACACACCUGUCUGCAGAAAAAUAACCUUUGCUUCCAAACGCGGUGCUGCCUCGGGCUUCAGUGAUCCCAACAGGUGGAAGACUAUGGCGGACUCGGUGGAGUCAACUCCCUUGCCUUCAACCCAGGAUCGGCUGGCCGUCCUUUGCCCUUCUCAGGAGCUCCUGGAGUAUUAUCAGAAGAAGAUGGCUACCUGUGAGGCAGAAAAUGAGGACCUGUUGAAGAAGUUAGACCUCUACAGAGAAGCUUGCGAAGGACAGCAUAAACUUGAAUGGAAUUUGCAGCAGAGGGAGGAAGAGAUUGCUGAAUUGCAGAAAGCCCUGAGUGACAUGCAAGUCUGCCUCUUCCAGGAACGGGAACAUGUUUUACGACUCUACUCAGAAAAUGACCGGCUGAGAAUCAGGGAACUGGAAGACAAGAAAAAGAUUCAGAAUCUGUUAGCUCUUGUGGGAACAGACACCGGUGAAGUGACCUAUUUUUAUAAGGAGCCUCCCCACAAAGUAGAAGCCCUUCACGCGCAGCUGGAAGAGCAGACAAAGCUUGCCAGAGAACAAGUUGAAGGACUCAUGGAGGACAGACGGAUUCGAAUUGAGGAGAUACAAGUUCAGCACCAGAGAAAUCAAGACAAAGUCAAAGAGCUGACUAAAAGUCUCCAUCAUACCCAAGACCUGCUCUAUGAAAGCACCAAAGACUUUCUACAGCUAAGAUUUGAAAACCAAAAUAAAGAGAAGGUAUGGAUGCUUGAAAAAGAUCUCUUGAUGUCCAAGAUUAAGCAGUACAGAGUGCACUGUAAGAAGAAAGAAGAUAAACUUGGGAAAGUUAUUCCAGUUUUACAUGAGACUCAUCAUACUCAGAAUGAAUAUAUUAAGUCUCUAAAGGAUAAGCUAAUACAAGAGAAAAAGCUGUCCAACAUGUACCAAGAACAGUGCAUUUCCCUAGAAGAGGAACUUGCUCGAAUCCGGGAGGAAGAGGGGGUGAGGAGGGAGAUCUUCAAGGAUCGCUCCAACAAGAUGGGGAAGCGCUUACAGAUAAUGACAAAGCGCUACGAGGCCCUGGAGCAGCGACGCAUCCUGGAAGUCGAAGGUUUCAAGACAGACAUUAAGGUUCUUCGACAGAAGCUAAAAGACCUGGAGCAAAUGCUCUAUAAGGCAACAGCGAAUGCCCAGGGAAACCAGGACCUUGCCAUUCUGUGUGAAGUUCGUGACAGCAACAGAAGAGCUCACAGGAUACAGGGAGAGCUGAAGGAGCUCAAGUCUAAAGUGUUCGGUCUGGAGAACGAGCUCAGGCUGUGUUGAUGUCUACUUUCUGGUGAGGUCGGCUUUCCGGGACCUGAGGCACGGGCACCUGUUCCCAGGCAGUGGACGUGGAGUUAGCCCGAGUAGUGGUAUUUGUUUUUAUAAAGAUGGUGUUAAGGGCAUGAUGGCUCACAUCUGUAAUCCCAGCUCUUGGGAGGCAGAGACAGGAGGAUUGCCACAACUUCAAGGUAGAGGCAGGUAGAGCUCUGUGAUUC
Messenger RNA from Peromyscus maniculatus bairdii (prairie deer mouse), 1684 nucleotides. NCBI's taxonomy places the organism in Eukaryota, Metazoa, Chordata, Mammalia, Rodentia, Cricetidae. The record is from RefSeq and is a predicted model, not a curated record.